Molecule: messenger RNA, 192 nt
Organism: Diaporthe citri
Lineage: Eukaryota; Fungi; Ascomycota; Sordariomycetes; Diaporthales; Diaporthaceae
Exons: 2
Coding region: 1-192 (63 amino acids)
Source: RefSeq, a predicted model, not a curated record
AUGAAGUUCUCCGCUCUCGUGUCUGCCCUCUUCGUCGCCUUCGCGGCUGCUGCCUGCAAGGACGGCGAGUACUCCUGCGAGGGAAACACACCCGCCACUUGCUCUGGCGGUAAGCCCAUCAAGGGCGCGGCCUGCGGUCCCAACCAGGUCUGCACCGUCGUCAGCGGCUCUGCCGUCUGCAAGGCGAAAUAA